This is a messenger RNA of Aspergillus mulundensis, 804 nucleotides long. It is a transcript of the gene idi1, whose product is annotated as isopentenyl-diphosphate delta-isomerase IDI1. Gene Ontology annotation, cellular component: cytoplasm. NCBI's taxonomy places the organism in Eukaryota, Fungi, Ascomycota, Eurotiomycetes, Eurotiales, Aspergillaceae. Gene Ontology annotation, molecular function: isopentenyl-diphosphate delta-isomerase activity. Gene Ontology annotation, biological process: isopentenyl diphosphate biosynthetic process; isoprenoid biosynthetic process. The transcript has 3 exons. The coding region runs from base 1 to 804 and encodes 267 amino acids. The record is from RefSeq and is a predicted model, not a curated record.
AUGAGUGCCACAGAGACAAUUACCAGAAUCACGGCGGACAACGUCGCUGACAUCUUCCCCGACGUCGAUACCUCGCUCGCACAUGAAGUCCUUCCCCAGGCGACCACCUCCGUCACAAACAGCAAUGACCUCGCCGGGUACGACGAGGAACAGGUCCGUCUCAUGGAUGAGGUCUGCAUUGUUCUGGAUGACGAUGAUAAGCCCAUCGGGAGUGCUAGCAAGAAGACAUGCCACCUAAUGACAAACAUCGACCGCGGCCUCCUGCACCGCGCCUUCUCCGUCUUCCUCUUCGACUCCCAGAACCGCCUCCUCCUGCAACAGCGCGCCACCGAGAAAAUCACCUUCCCGGACAUGUGGACGAAUACCUGCUGCUCGCACCCGCUCGGUAUCCCCGGCGAGACAGGGUCGCAGCUCGACGCGGCGAUUCUGGGCGUGAAGCGCGCAGCGCAGAGGAAGUUGAACCAUGAGCUCGGCAUUAAGCCCGAGCAGGUGCCCAUCGACAAGUUUGAGUUCUUCACCCGCAUUCAUUAUAAGGCGCCGAGCGAUGGGAAGUGGGGAGAACAUGAGAUUGACUACAUUCUCUUCAUCCAAGCGGACGUCGAUCUCGACCCGAACCUCAACGAAGUCCGCGACACGCGGUACGUCUCCGCCGACGACCUGAAGGAUAUGUUCAAGCAGCCCGACCUGAAAUUCACGCCGUGGUUCAAGCUCAUUUGCAACUCGAUGCUGUUUGAGUGGUGGAGCCACCUCGGUUCUCCCUCGCUGGAACAGUACAAGGGGGAGACGCAGAUUCGUCGGAUGUAA